AUGCGAUUCCGUUUUUGUGGUGGUGAAGAUUGUGCUGAUUGGAUAUUGGCUGAAAUCUUUACAUUAUCCAAACUAAGUUCAGUUAAAUUGAAACUAUUAUGUCAACAAGUCAUCCAAGCAAUAUUAACAGAUAAUUUAAAUUUUAGUGAAGCACAAAAAUUAGUUAGUGAUAAAUUUGAGAGUGGUGAUUUAAAAGCAUCAAUUCGUGCUUUACAAUAUAUUCUUACAAUGUCAGCUAAACAUUCCGUCGAUGGGCAAUCUUUAUUAAAUGAACUUAUACAACUUGGUCUUCCUAAAGAACAUGCAAAUGCUUUUGUUAAAGUCUAUGAUGAAAAUUUUGACAAAUUAAUUGAUAAAUUACGAACAUCUAUUAUGCGAUUAACUAAAAUGAAUGAUAUUCAAUGGAAUAUGUAUGAUAUAAAAGCGACAAAUAAUUUACAUGAUAUGCAUUUACCUAUAGUAACAAUGAAUUUAAAUUAUGAUGAUAAUUUAGAAAAUCAAUCGAAAUCGAUUUCAUUUUCUAUGAAUGCAGAACAAUUUGCUGUUUUAUUUUCUGAUUUACAAGCUGCGAGAGAUUUAAUAAAAUUUUAUUCCAAAUCUUGA
Adineta steineri is the source of this 603-nucleotide messenger RNA. The record is from the annotation of a GenBank genome assembly. Lineage: Eukaryota; Metazoa; Rotifera; Eurotatoria; Adinetida; Adinetidae.